UUAUUUUGUUAUCCACAGACAUGGGCAUUGUGAUGAGAUAGCAAUCACCAUCGAGUCUGCUCAGCCCACCGCCACUACUCUGUUCAUUUCCUCGGCCAGAACAUCCUCCUCCAACGGCCCUAUCAUCACAAGGAGAGACCGGUAAUCAUUCUCAGCCCUACCCCCCUCCAUUCGCGUCCACCCUGUGCGUGGCCGGAAGCUGCAGGUGAAAUUGAUCACCAGGCAUCCAAAACCAGAGACGUCGGGUUCUUGGAGGUGCAUGCACGCGGAGAAAAGAACAGAAGCCAAAUAGGAAACGGCAGGAGAGAUAUAAAGAGUGGGAGAGAAGAAAGGAGAAAUUGAGGAAGACAGCAAGGGCUCUUGAAGAAAGUGAAGAGUAUUUGAACUGUCUGUGAAGAACCAGGAGUUGCCAUGGCAACACAGAACGGUCAUACCAGCGUCCACGUCUCAGACACCCAGACGUGGGAGAGGAACAAGAAAUACACGGUUUACAAGGUGGUUGUCGUGGCUGCAGGGAAGACCUGGUUCAUCUUCAGAAGAUACAAUGAAUUCCACAAACUCUAUGAAGUUCUGAAGAAGAAGUUUCCCGGUGCAGACCUCAAGCUGCCGGGCAAGAAGCUCUUUGGCAACAACUUUGACCCAGAAUUCAUCCGUCAGAGAAGAGAAGGCCUCCAUGAUUUCAUCCAGAAAAUCAUCAACAAUCAGCAGAUAUUACAGCAGUGAGUAUAUAUAUCCCUCCCCUCUGUCAACC
Strongylocentrotus purpuratus (purple sea urchin) is the source of this 751-nucleotide messenger RNA. Its product is annotated as serine/threonine-protein kinase Sgk3-like. Bases 412 to 723 code for a protein of 103 amino acids. The record is from RefSeq and is a predicted model, not a curated record. NCBI's taxonomy places the organism in Eukaryota, Metazoa, Echinodermata, Echinoidea, Camarodonta, Strongylocentrotidae. Gene Ontology annotation, biological process: early endosome to late endosome transport; endosome to lysosome transport; protein targeting to lysosome. Gene Ontology annotation, molecular function: phosphatidylinositol binding. The transcript has 3 exons. Gene Ontology annotation, cellular component: late endosome; extrinsic component of endosome membrane; early endosome.